AUCCAGCGUCCGGCCUUUGCGUCCCGUCCGCGCGGAUCCGGUCCGGGUUUUUUUGUGUAUGUGAUUCUUGUGCAGGAAGCUGCCAGCCCGGCUCCCUCCUCGUGCUCCACUAGCCGGGUCUUGCGGCCUCAUCCUCCCCCCCAGUCCAGGACACCCAGCUCCGCGCUUUGCGGCCUGUCUCUCCUCCUCCUCUCUCGGUAAAAUGGCCUCUCCUCCUCCUCUCCACCGCCUCGUGUCCGACUAAGCGGCUCCCCCCCUCCCCUCCUGUCCGAACCUAGCCCGACACCCCGGGGGGGGAGGCCACCUCCAUACCGUCUUUACUCACAGCGCUUCAUGGCCGCCCAGGUAGCCCCGGCCUCCGGCCCCAGCCUUGGGGGAACCCCGCCCGCAGCCGCCGGUCCCGAAUUAAAGAAGAGCCCCGGGGACCAACCUCCUUCUUCGGUCGAGUCUCAAUCCGAGGCCCCGGCUCCGGCCUCAACGGACUCUGAGCCGCCAGAGGCGGCCAACGGCACCCGAGCGACCUCGGCCUCAUCGCUUCAGGAGCCCGGAGAUGCGCCCGCGGCCUCCGCCGCCUCCUCACACCCGCCCGGUGGAUUCGGCUUCUCCUCGUACAACCGAGGGGUGUUUCAGCCCGGCCUCGGCCUGGAAUACGCGCCUCCCAACGAGGCCUACAACUCUUAUACGGCCUACCCGAAUCGGGCCUACCAACCGGGCUACCCCCCGCCUCGCCCUACCGCUACCACAGGCAAACCCCCGGCUCCGGCCUACCCUCCCCCUCCUCGGUUCGGCCCCGCGCAGCCGGCAGCUGCUACCCCGACCCUGAAUCAACUGCUCACCGCCCCCAGCCCCGGACGGGGGUAUCCGGCCUACACGGGAGGAGACUACUCAGAGCAGCACAAAGGACCCGAGGGCUAUGCAGCCGGCUGGGCCGCAGGUCAGAGAGGGGUGGUUCACCCACCCGGGAGCCCAGGAAGCAGCGGGCAGGCCAUACCCAGGACGUCUCAGCCUGCCAGUCCCAUGGAUCAAAUGGGGAAGAUGCGACCCCAACCAUAUGGUUCCGCAAAUCCUUACAGUCAGCAGCCAGGACCUCAGCAAGGACACACUGGUUAUCCAGUGCAGCCUUAUUCUUCACAAACUCCACAGAGAUACCCAAUGGCUAUUCAGGGUCGACCUCAAGGGGCAAUGGGCAUACAGUAUGGACAACAGAUGUCUUCAUAUGGGCAACAGGGCCCAGGGCCCUAUUCUCAGCAGAGCCAGUCUCCAUACUACAACCAACAGAGCCUUCACCCUCCACAGCAGCAAACACCACCACAGUCCCAGUAUUCUCAACAGCAACCAGCUCCCCAGUCUUACAGCCAACAACAGACUUCUUCGUCCCAGCCUCCUUCCAGCCAGCCUGUGCAGCCCAAUUUCACCCAACAGCAGCAGUCUCCAUCUCCUUCACCCUACACACAGCAACAGCAGCAGGGUCCCCCCACCAGUUCACAAAGCCAGUCACCAUAUUCCCAACAAGCUCCUCAGUACCCAGCAGCUUCACAACAGCAAGGAUCAUCCUAUUCGUCGUCAGGCUCACAGCAGGGGAGUACUUAUUCUCAGCAACGCUUCCCUCCCCCACAGGAGCUCUCUCAGGAUUCCUUUACAUCCCAGGCUUCAUCAACUCCUUCUAUGGGUUCCAGCAAAGGACAAGAUGAACUUAGUAUGGGGAUGCAACCACGACCUUCUAGCCUUCCAGAUCUCUCUGGUUCCAUUGAUGAUCUCCCUAUGGGUGCUGAGGGUGCUCUUAGUCCAGGUGUCAGCACUUCAGGAAUUUCCAGCAGUCAGGGCGAGCAAAGCAACCCAGCCCAGUCUCCAUUCUCUCCUCAUACGUCACCCCACCUUCCUGGUAUUAGAGGACCUUCGCCCUCCCCAGUAGGCUCUCCAGCCAGUGUUGCACCAUCUCGAUCUGGCCCGCUCUCCCCAACAUCUGUUCCAGGGACACAGAUGCCUCCACGCCCUCCUAGUGGACAGUCAGAUGGUUUAAUUCACCCUACAAUGAACCAGGCUGGGCUUGGGCAAGAGAGAGGGUACAUGCAGAGGAAUGCACAAAUACCUCAGUACGGAUCCCCACAGCCUGGUCCAGCACUUUCACCACGCCAGUCUACAGGGGCACAGAUGCAUGCUGCGAUGGGACCCUAUCAACAAAACUCUAUGGGGAGCUAUGGACCUCAGGGUGGCCAGUAUGGUCCCCAAGGAGGGUAUCCCCGACAGCCAAACUACAAUGCCAUGCCUAAUGCAGGAUAUUCUGGAGGUGGCAUGGCCCCACUUGUUGCAGGCGGACAGAUGCAUGGGCAGGGAGGUAUGCCACAGUAUGCAGGGCGUAUGGCUCAUUCUGCAAUCGGCAACCGCCAAUAUGGGCCAAACAUGGGAAGCAUGCCACCGCAAGUUGGAUCUGGAAUGUGUCCUCCACCUGGCGGUAUGAAUCGCAAAGCACAAGAUGCUGCUGGUAUGCAUGGCACUGCAAAUUCCAUACAAAACAGGUCUCCAGGAUAUCCCAGCAUGAACCAGGGAGGGAUGAUGGGAGCAGGACCACCAUAUGGCCAGGGAAUGAAUAGCAUGGCGGCAAUGAUGAACACGCAGGGACCCCCAUAUAUGGGAGGCAAUAUGGCCAACAACUCGGGCAUGGCUGGCAGCCCAGAGCUUAUGGGACUUUCUGAUGUUAAAUUGACUCCGACUCCCAAAAUGAACAACAAAGCAGACGGGACACCUAAAACAGAGACCAAAUCAAAGAAAUCCAGUUCCUCUACUACUACAAACGAAAAGAUAACAAAACUGUAUGAAUUGGGUGGCGAACCAGAGAGAAAGAUGUGGGUGGAUCGUUAUCUUUCAUUCACAGAGGAGAAGGCAAUGGGCAUGACCAACCUACCAGCUGUGGGCAGGAAACCCCUUGAUUUGUACCGUCUUUACAUGUCUGUCAAAGACAUUGGGGGACUUACCCAGGUUAAUAAGAACAAGAAGUGGAGAGAGCUUGCAACAAACUUAAAUGUGGGUACAUCAAGUAGUGCAGCUAGCUCCCUAAAAAAGCAAUAUAUACAAUGUCUUUAUGCCUUUGAGUGCAAAAUUGAAAGGGGAGAGGACCCACCACCUGAUAUAUUUUCUUCAGCAGACGCAAAAAAACAGGCGAAAAUCCAACCACCGUCUCCUGCUGGCUCAGGCUCUAUGCAGGGACCACAGACUCCUCAGUCCACUAGCAGCUCUAUGGCAGGAGGAGAAGAUCUGAAGCCUCCCACACCAGCAUCCACGCCACAUAGUCAGAUGCCUCCCAUGCCAGGCAUGAGGAAUAACUCGGUGGGUCUCCAGGAUGCAUAUGAUGGAUCAGAUCCUUCUUACCAGAAACGAAACUCAAUGACUCCUAAUCCUGGAUAUCAGGCAGACAUGAUGGGCAGGAUGCCCUAUGAGACCAAUAAAGAUCCCUAUGGGGGAAUGAGAAAAGGAACAGAUCCUUUCAUGUCAUCUGGGCAGGGACCCAGCGGAGCAAUGGGUGAUCCAUAUAGUCGAGCACCUGGUCCUGCUAUGUCAAACAUGGCACAGCGUCAGCAUUAUCCCUAUAGCGGUUAUGAUCGAGUGAGGCCAGAACCUGGUCUUGGUCCAGAAGGGAAUAUGACAAGUGGUGGGACUCAGCCAAAUAUGAUGCCUUCCAACACAGACAGUGGCAUGUACUCUCCUGGACGUUACCCACAGCAGAGCAGACAUGACACUUACAGUAAUCAGUAUCCAACACAGGGUACAUCCUCUGGAAGCCCCUAUCCAAGUCAGCAGAACCCAAUGUAUCAGCAACAGAACUACAAGAGGCCAAUGGAUGGUAGUUAUGGACCAUCGUCUAAACGCCAUGAAGGAGAAAUAUAUAGUGCUUCAUAUGCUGGACCACAAAGUGUACAAGGUCAACCACAGGCACAACCUCAGCAACAACAGACACCUGGGUCUGGAGUUCCACCCACCCCUGGACAGCCCUCCCCAGCUCCUAGCUCACAGCAGACACAGGAUCCCUAUGGGCAAUAUGGGAGCAAUUAUCCACAAGGUGCUGGGGAGCGCAGGCCACCACCCUCUGGGCAGAAUCAAUUCCCUUUUCAGUUUGGUCGUGAAAGAGUGCCUGCAGCACCAGGCAGCAACUCACAGCCCCCUCUGCCUCCUAGUGGAAUGGCAGGAUCCGCAGAGACGUCACAACCUGGGGCCAUGUGGCAAGGUCGAAGUGAGAUGGGUUAUAACUACCAGGGUAGGCCUGGUCCACCUACAUCCAGUACACAAGGACCUAACUACCAUUCUGGACCACCCCGUGGUGAAGAAAUGCUGCUUUCAGAACAGCGACUUAGUCACGAAGGUCAGUGGCAACCUCAUGUCAACAGGCAGCAGCCACCUUAUGUGCCUGCCGCUGGCCCACCUCUAACCAGACCACCACCACAGUCCGGUUACCAGGCCUCCCCAAGCAUGCCUAACCAUCUGCCUCAGGUAGCAAGUCCAGCCACCCCUCGGCCUUUGGAAGCCCACACUUCACCCAGCAAGUCUCCUUUCUUGAAGAUGCAGAAAGCUGGACCACCUGUGCCUGCAUCCCACAUUGUGCCCACCCCUUCUCAGCCACCACUUAUCCGCAGGGACAUAACUUUCCCUCCUGGUUCUGUGGAAGCCACACAGCCCAUACUGAAGCCAAGAAGGAGAUUAACUUCAAAAGAGAUUGGUACACCUGAGGCUUGGCGUGUGAUGAUGUCUCUGAAAUCUGGUCUUCUUGCAGAAAGUUCUUGGGCACUGGAUACUAUUAAUAUUCUCCUUUAUGAUGACAACAGCAUCAUGACAUUUAAUCUUAGCCAGCUACCUGGAUUGCUAGAGCUGCUGGUGGAAUACUUCAGACGCUGCCUAAUUGAGAUCUUUGGGAUCCUUCGCGAGUAUGAAGUUGGAGAGCCUGGGCAAAAGAAUCUGCUCGGUCCUUCCUCUCGAAAUUCUGAAAGUCCACUUAUUAGUGAUGUUGAAUAUAGUGAUGGAGAGGGCUGCCAGUCACUUAAUGAUCUCCAAAGUGAGGAUGAAGGAGAAGAGGAAAGGAAAGCCUUCUUGGCUCCUUGUGUAGACAAUGAGGAUAACCAGCGGCAUGCCAGCAAGUUUGACAAACUCCCAAUCAAGGUUGUACAGCGAGAAGAUGCUUUUGUUUUGGACUGUUCUCAUAGGUUGGGUCGUAGACAAGAAUUUGAUAGUGGCCUCUUGCACUGGCAAAUAGGAGGGGGUGAUACAACAGAACACAUCCAGACUCACUUUGAGAGACGCCCUGAUCACCCGGUUCGUAAACGCUCCCAGGGAAAACGCAGAUCGCGAGAACAUCAAGUAACUGGGGCAGAGGACACUGCUCCUACAAUAGAUGAUGUGCUGUGUUCCAGGUCAAGUUCUUUGCCAUCCGAAGGGGGGCAGAUUCCAGGGGAGGACCCAGAAUUUGCAUUAGGUGGUAGUCCCCCACCGCGCAACAGACAAUGUCUUAAAAUUCUGGAAGAUGAGCCACGUAGUAAAGAUGAAACCCCUUUGUGCACACUGGAAGAUUGGCAAGAUGCUCUUUCUCGUCGUUGCGUGUGCAUAUCGAAUAUCCUGCGCAGCUUGUCUUUUGUGCCAGGCAAUGACUUGGAAAUGUCCAAGCACCCAGGGUUGUUGCUGAUUCUUGGGAAACUAGUUUUGCUCCAUCAUAAGCACCCAGAACGGAAACAAGCACCUCUUACUUACGAAAAAGAGGAAGAACGAGAUCAAGGAGUUAGCAGCAACAAGGCUGAAUGGUGGUGGGACUGUUUGGAAAUGUUGCGUGAGAACGCGCUAGUCACUCUUGCCAACAUCUCUGGUCAGCUGGACCUUUCCCCUUUUCCUGAGAGCAUUUGUCUACCCAUUCUUGAUGGUCUGCUACACUGGGCAGUUUGUCCAUCAGCGGAAGCGCAGGAUCCAUUUGUAACAUUGGGUCCUAAUGCAGUACUUUCACCCCAGAGACUGGUACUGGAAGCACUGAGCAAACUGAGUAUUCAAGACAGCAAUGUGGACCUAAUAUUAGCUACACCACCGUUCAGUCGUCUUGAGAAGCUCUAUGGAACCUUGGUGAGGUUCUUAAGUGACAGAAAAAACCACGUGUGCAGGGAAAUGGCAGUGGUGCUUUUGGCAAACUUGGCACAGGGGGAUAGUUUAGCAGCAAGGUCUAUUGCCUUACAGAAAGGCAGCAUUGGUAACCUAUUAGGUUUUCUUGAAGAUAGUCUGGCAGCCACCCAGUUUCAACAGAGCCAGGCUGCACAUUUACAUGGACCCUCUGCUCCAUUUGAGCCCACCAGUACGGACAUGAUGAGACGAGCCUCACGUGCCCUGCUGGCUUUGGCCAAGGUUGAGGAAAAUCACUCAGAGUUCACGCUGUACGAGUCCCGUCUGCUGGACAUCUCGGUGUCUCCACUAAUGAACUGCUCUGUGUCACAGGUCAUCUGCGAUGUCCUCUUUUUGAUUGGUCAGUCAUGACGGCUACAGUGGACAUCUUUCCAGAUAGUUUGCUCCUCUCAUCACAGUAGAAUGAAAUCCUCCCUGACUGAAUCCUUCCCCCUUUCUUCCCAUCCUCCCUUUUUAUUUAUGCAAAAACUGUUUCAAUCCACUGUCUGCCCCAGAGAGGAGAUCUGGUCACCGUCGUGGACCUCCCCUACCCCUUCUCUUCCUCUCUCUGUUUUGGUGAGAACCAAAGCUACUGUAUUUCGGUGAAUAUUUUUUUUUCCUUUUUUUUUUUUCUUUUUUUGUUAAAUUGGGGGAAUGGGUUCCACUGUACUUAAUUACCCUCCCCACCUUUACUGUUUGUUGGCCCCCUGCAACAGCCAAGGGACGGGCUCCAUAUUCUAAGGAGUUAAAGACUUUUAAACCACCAAGAAAGGAGAAGAAUUUCCUCCCUAUACUUAAAAAAAAAAAAAAAUAACUUGCCCUUCUCACCUUGCAAUCUUUAGAAUAGUUUGUGUGCCCUGUACCUUUAAACAGAGAAGAAAACGUAAAAAAAAAAGUCCCGAAAAGACAUUACCUUUUUAACUGUGCUGAGAAACCCUGCAGAAUCCAAUUGGAGCUGGAAAAAACCCACAACCUCAGAGACUCCAGAUGUAGGUUUUUAAAUGGAGAGAGCGACAAAGGUCGCUUUUAGUUUCCGGAGGAGAGACAGACGCAAAGAAGUCGCUUUUCCCCCAAAGUUUCAUGUGAAGCAACACCCUUACCUCUUUAAACUUAGAUUGUAAUAAUCGGAGAUCGCCUCUUAUAACUGGUUUUAACCUUUAGCUUGUAGGUUGCAAGCUGCGAUGUCUGUAUAUAUAUGAUGAUGUACAUUAAAGACACACCUCUUGUAUUUUCCCUCAACUUUUUCCCUCACUUGACCUUCACCACUUUCACAUGCUCUUUUCCCUGGAUCUGAAGAAAAAUGGGGUCACGGUUACUUAUCCCUAGUCCUCCUUUACCCUCCAGGAGGAGGAACAUUUUGCAGAUUGUUUGAUCCAAAGAGCAACAGGCUCUCCACCAUCUUUCCCUCUUUGUCCCUUUGUAUAUCCAGCAAUCCUAUCAACUUAUUUUUUUCCAUUUCCAAUCAAGGUGUGAGGUUUUCAUUUUUUUUUUUUUUUUUUUUUUAAGUUUCAGUUCCAGAAACAAUUUGACAAUUUUUUUUCCAGCGAUUUCUGCAUAUUUGUAGCUCUGAAAAAAAUGUAAAUUUCAGCCUAUUCCUUUUUAUUUGUUUUAUUUUUAUUUUGCUUAAUGAAUAUAUCAUUUAUUCAGUAUGAAAUCUUUAUACUCUAUGUUCCCGUGUUAAAAAUAAAUGUACAUUAAAUCUU
Messenger RNA from Rana temporaria (common frog), 7826 nucleotides. It is a transcript of the gene ARID1A, whose product is annotated as AT-rich interaction domain 1A. Gene Ontology annotation, biological process: regulation of transcription by RNA polymerase II; chromatin remodeling; positive regulation of DNA-templated transcription. Gene Ontology annotation, cellular component: SWI/SNF complex; brahma complex; nBAF complex. Lineage: Eukaryota; Metazoa; Chordata; Amphibia; Anura; Ranidae. The coding region runs from base 334 to 6495 and encodes 2053 amino acids. Gene Ontology annotation, molecular function: nucleosome binding; DNA binding. The record is from RefSeq and is a predicted model, not a curated record. The transcript has 20 exons.